This is a messenger RNA of Jatropha curcas, 1398 nucleotides long. RefSeq names its product putative mannitol dehydrogenase. Gene Ontology annotation, molecular function: oxidoreductase activity, acting on the CH-OH group of donors, NAD or NADP as acceptor; zinc ion binding. NCBI's taxonomy places the organism in Eukaryota, Viridiplantae, Streptophyta, Magnoliopsida, Malpighiales, Euphorbiaceae. The record is from RefSeq and is a predicted model, not a curated record.
AUAUAACGCACUACUUCUCUGAUCUCUCUGCUCUCUCCAUUUCUGCAAAAGCAACUUCUUCUUUUUCUUCCUCCUCUCUCUCUCUCUGUGUCUAAUGGCGAAAUCACCAGAACAAGAACACCCAGUGAAGGCCUUUGGUUGGGCAGCUAAAGAACAAUCUGCCAAACUUGGUCCCUUCAUUUUCUCGAGAAGAGCUACUGGGGAGGAGGAUGUGAGAUUCAAGGUGUUGUAUUGUGGGAUAUGCCAUUCUGACUUGCAUAGCAUCAAUAAUGACUGGGGCUUGUCUGCCUACCCCAUUCUUCCUGGGCAUGAAAUUGUAGGGGAAGUAACAGAAGUUGGCAACAAGGUAAAAAAGGUUAAAGUUGGGGAUAAAGUGGGAGUAGGUUGCAUGGUUGGUGCAUGCCAUUCCUGCGAAAACUGUAACAACGACCUUGAAAAUUACUGUCCAGAAAUGACACUGACCUAUGGUGCCAUCUACACAGAUGGAACAGUCACUUAUGGAGGCUACUCAGAUCACAUGGUGGCUAAUGAACGUUAUAUUGUUCGUUUCCCUGAUAAUAUGCCGCUUGACACCGGUGCUCCUCUUCUUUGUGCCGGUAUUACAGUUUAUAGUCCGUUGAAAUAUUAUGAAAUAGCAAAACCUGGAAACCAUGUAGGUGUGGUUGGUCUUGGUGGACUUGGUCAUGUUGCUGUAAAAUUUGCCAAGGCUUUAGGGGCUAAAGUCACAGUUAUUAGUACAUCACCUACUAAGAAAGACGAAGCUAUCAACCAUCUUGGUGCUGAUUCUUUCUUGGUUAGCCGUGACCAAGCCCAAUUGCAGGCUGCCAUGGGCACACUAGAUGGGAUCAUAGAUACAGUGUCUGCGGUUCAUCCCAUUUUGCCAUUGAUUGGUUUAUUGAAAUCUCAUGGAAAGCUUGUCUUGGUUGGCGUUCCAGAGAAGCCUCUUGAGCUACCUGUAUUUCCAAUGAUUAUGGGAAGAAAGGUUGUCGCUGGGAGUUGCAUCGGAGGAAUGAAGGAGACACAAGAAAUGAUUGAUUUUGCAGCCAAACACAACAUAAAAGCAGACAUUGAGGUUAUCCCAAUUGACUAUGUCAACACUGCAAUGGAGCGUUUGGCUAAAGCUGAUGUUAAAUACCGGUUUGUCAUCGACAUUGGAAACACCUUGGCUUCUGAUGCUGCUGCUGCUGCUGCUUCCAAUCCUUAAACAGGUUUCUGAUUAAUUUUUGAAUAAAUAAUCCAUAUAUAUGAUGUAUCAUAAAUGUAUGGUUACACUAUGGCGGGUCUGUAUUCUUAAGAAGUGCAUUAAAACAAAAUAAAAGGUUAAGAUACUGGAGACUUUAAUCCUAAUGUAAUACUCAAUUUUAGUAUAAAAUUACUGUCGUUUCGAUUUUUUUUUUU